Molecule: messenger RNA, 399 nt
Organism: Cordyceps militaris CM01
Lineage: Eukaryota; Fungi; Ascomycota; Sordariomycetes; Hypocreales; Cordycipitaceae
Exons: 3
Coding region: 1-399 (132 amino acids)
Source: RefSeq, a predicted model, not a curated record
AUGAAUUCGAAGCAUUUUGGUAUCACAGCUCCUGGGCCAUAUGCGAAAUACCAGACCCAAAAGACCCUGACCCGGAACGGUUUUGGGCUGCCGAGAGACGCGCCGCCCAUUUUUACCGGCAAGAUGAUGGAGGAGUGGAAAAAACGCGACAAGCAGUUCGAGGAGCUACCUGCGUGGGUGGAAGGCGUGCCGCCAGUUCGGGACCUGCUUGCGAUUCCGCACUGGGAGAAUAGCAAAAGGGACUUUGUUACUUUGACAGGGUUUCAGGACGAGGGCUCCUCGCCCGAACGGCGACCAGUCAGUUUCCAUACGGGUGGCAUAUUAGGCAGACGCCUCAAAGCUACUUUGUUGGCUGUUUACACCAAAAUCAAACAUAUCUACCUCGUUCGCUCACACUAG